Molecule: messenger RNA, 1407 nt
Organism: Malania oleifera
Lineage: Eukaryota; Viridiplantae; Streptophyta; Magnoliopsida; Santalales; Ximeniaceae
Exons: 12
Coding region: 103-921 (272 amino acids)
Biological process (GO): positive regulation of SREBP signaling pathway
Source: RefSeq, a predicted model, not a curated record
AAAAAAGAAAACCAGUAGUUUACACAUGGGAAAAGAAGAACACCCCAUCAGGAGGUUCGGUCGCCAUUCUCCGACAAUCCUCAUUUCCCUCGAAGACAAAAGAUGCCGAACUCGCAUUUGAAUAUUUGCUUCAUAGUGUUGCAUUUGCUCAUAAUUCAGUUUUCACCCAGAGUCUCAUCGAUCAGGAAGGAUAUCAGCCUUCAACAGAGACAAAUUUGCAGAACUACGGCGCAAGGAAGAUAUUUACUAUCUGAUGAUAAUGGUCAUGUGUGUGAUGCUCUUUCAGUGGAUCCACAGUCACGCUGCUGUCCACGAAAAGGAGAGCAAUUCCUUUGUUAUGGUUGCAACCUUGUUUCACAGUGCUGCAACUCUUACGAAUUUUGUGUUUCAUGCUGUCUGAAUCCAGCACAGACGCAAAAGGAGCUAGCGCUGAAGGUAAAGGUGGCCAAACCAGUAACUGCAGGGACUUAUGCAAGUGUAUUUGAUUUCUGUGUCGGGAGAUGUCGUCAUAAUUCUGAGAGUGUGGUUCAUGAAAAUGCUUAUCUGAGCGAUUUUCAUCACUGCUAUUCUCUGCCGUCAAAUUUUUCAGGGAUUACUGAUGCACGCCUUGAAGCAAGACUUGUUGGCAUUAAUGUUGUUGUUGGAAGGCAAGGAGAGUCAUGUGAUUCCGUUUGCAAGUCAAUUGGGCAAUCUUGCGUUCAUAACAAAUUGUUGAUGCUUAAUCAGUGUGAAAUUAUGCAGAAGUAUUUCAGUUGCAAAGGAGCAUGCCUAGCAAGCGUAGGAGUAGAUCAACCUGCUGAAGUUGUUGAUGAUGCCCCUCGACAUCUGAAUCCCGGAGCAUGCUUAUAUACCCGAACGCAAACAAUGCUGUCUUGUGAUGGUUCACAUCGGCAUACGAGGAGACUUUGCCCCUGUGCAUAGUCAUUUGCUGGGUACUUCUGUUUCAAGAGAGAACCAUGGCAUUCAACCUGACCUGCCCAACAGUUGAUUAUAUGUGCAGGAAGUGCUACGAAGAUUGCUGGCACUGAUCAUGGUCGGUGGAUAUUUAAGAUUUUUGUGUACCAGUGCUUGCUUCUUAUAUCGUAUUUACAGAAUCACAUAUGUAUCUCUCUCUCUCUCUCUCUCUCUCACACACACACACAUGCGCGCGCACACACACACAAAGCAGAAUCCCAUGUUUAUAAUGCUUGCAUAGAGGUAGAUGGAAUCAUUUGUAUCUAGAGAGAGAGAGAGAGAUGACAUUAUGAAACAUUGAUUUGCAUUGGGAUGUCUUUUUCAUGUUGAUAGCACAAAAUAUCAUGAUGCAUCCUCUUCGUCUUUCAUAUUCUUAAAGACCAGUGUAAUCUUCAUCACUGCGCUUUUUGCCACUGAAGUAAUUUUAAUUAAUGAACAUUUUUAUGCGUUACA